AUGGGGAAUUUGUUCGUGAAGAAACCAAAGAUCACGGAGGUUGAUCGAGCGAUUCUGUCUCUCAAAACCCAAAGACGCAAACUUGGUCAAUAUCAGCAACAGCUUGAGAAAGUAAUCGAAGCCGAAAAGCAAGCUGCGAGAGACUUAAUCCGCGAGAAGCGAAAAGAUAGGGCUUUGUUAGCAUUGAAGAAGAAGCGGACGCAAGAAGAUUUGUUGAAGCAAGUUGAUCAAUGGGUCAUUAAUGUCGAACAACAAUUGGCAGAUAUUGAACUUACAAGCAAGCAGAAAGCAGUCUUUGAGAGCUUAAAGCAAGGUAACAGUGCAAUUAAGGCGAUUCAGGGCGAGGUUAAUCUCGAUGAUGUUCAAAAACUAAUGGACGACACUGCCGAGGCCAAGGCUUAUCAGGAUGAGUUGAGUGCCAUUUUGGGUGAGAAACUAUCAGCAGAAGAUGAAGAAGAGAUCUUAGCAGAAUUCGACAACCUGGAAAGUCAGCUCAUUGUUGAAGAUAUGCCUGGCGUGCCUACAACAGAGCUCGGACCUGAAGAACCCGAGAAACUUGAUCUCCCUGAUGUGCCAACAAAAGUACCCGUCGCUUCCAAUGCAGAAACCGCUCCAACAAAGAGAAAAGUUCUUGAAGAACCUUUGGAAGCUUGA
This is a messenger RNA of Arabis nemorensis, 654 nucleotides long. The record is from the annotation of a GenBank genome assembly. NCBI's taxonomy places the organism in Eukaryota, Viridiplantae, Streptophyta, Magnoliopsida, Brassicales, Brassicaceae.